Messenger RNA from Neospora caninum, 1080 nucleotides. RefSeq lists its product as hypothetical. The record is from RefSeq and is a predicted model, not a curated record. The transcript is spliced from 3 exons. NCBI's taxonomy places the organism in Eukaryota, Apicomplexa, Conoidasida, Eucoccidiorida, Sarcocystidae. Bases 1 to 1080 code for a protein of 359 amino acids.
AUGCGAGUUCCCAUUGGCUCAUGGAAAAUAGUGGGAGGUGCGUGCCUUGUAGGCGAGCCCAACAAUCUGGUUGUUGAUGCCGUGCCCACUGUGGAUGAGAAAGGAGUUCAAACCAUGCUGGUCACAGGGCCAAGCUCAGGGCUCUGCCGGUGGCUUACGGGCCGUGUUCAAUUGCACAACGAGAUGAAGGCGGCCUGGGAACAGGCGCUUUCGACAGAAAAGUCCCAACACAGCUGGUGGCGUCUGUGGCAGCGGUUAACGCUCUGGCUGAAGGAAUUCCCUUCGCCCCAGAUCAUAGCCACGGUGACUUACUUCGAUUUUUCUGAUGGCGACAAGAGUUCAUCGCCGACUCCGUGGUUUACGGCAAUGUUCGCGUACGAAUCCCCGCCUCCUGCUGAGAGUUUCGGCGUGUUCAGUCACCUUGAGGAGAGUUUCGUGGUUUUUCCCGGUGCUGCCCCAAAAGAAGUUACGCUGCUUCUGAACCCGUCUCCUACGUUCAAUACGGUACUGCCACAAGAAGAACAACCCACCAUUGUACCGGACAUGAACGAUGUUUUCAGCUUCUUUGGGCAAAAUAUGGAACGUGCAGAACACACACGUGCGGCCUUCCGCGUCGACUAUGACGAGAUUGUAACCACCCCAAUUACGUUCAACUUGAAACUCGCAGACUUCUGGAGUUUCGGAGGAGACUGCAUGAUACAAGGAAACUUUGUUAUCACAUGGGACGAAGCCAGCACACCAUGCUUACAUAUUCACCAGGCUACCAUGAACCUUGUGACAGCGUAUCUCGCAGAUAAGAUCGAGGCCAUAAAAUUCACUGCACGAGGCAUCGAUUUCUUCAGGAAUGUUGUGCCGGGCGUCGCGGCGGUUGUUGAAAAGCCUCCUUUUAGGGCACCUGGCGGCACGCCCUUGUUGGACUGGACCAACAAAAUGGUGUAUCUGGGAUUUUUGACCGAUCCUCUUCUUAAGAGAAAGUUUUCUCGUGCGAAGAAGAUUCUAUCACACAUCCGCUGGCAAAUGGCUGCAAGUGUAGCUGAGGGCAUUUUGAAUCCAGGAGUGUUUUUCGGUCCUCCCUCGUAG